AUGUCUUCAUCAAUGGUUGGACAUCCAUACAACACUCAACCAAUGUCCCAAAACUCGGCGUACGCAUAUGUCGCUGUUCCUCAACCACCGCCUUCGCCACCAGUAGACGAGACAUCAAAGUGCUCAUUACCAUCUAUCUCGAGUCUUCUUGGUUUGGCUGAUGGGUCAAGUCCUCAAGAGCAAACACAGCAAGCAGCUCAAUCCGUAAAGAACGACGGCCGACCAAGCUCAGAACAUCAGCAAUAUGGACCUUCGCCCACCAUGAACACUCGUGGUGCGCUUCCACCUACGCCACCAAUGCAAGCAGAGUCCUACGACGGACGUCAGUCACCAUCAGCUGGGUCUGCUUCUGGUUAUUCGGUCGCAUCUGCCCCAGGAUAUUAUUUCAGUCCUCCAGUAUCUGCCAUCAACAACGUCGAGCCACACAAUCAACGACAACAACAGAUGACAAGUAUUCCUCAACGUAGAGUCUCGAUGCCGGCCGCACCGAUGGCGUAUAACCAACCUGCAUACAAUGCACCACAGUACACAAUGUCUCCUGGUCAACAAUCUAUGGGCUCGUACUAUGCUAGUCCAAUGCAAGCAGCACCUCCACAGUCGCAGAUCUCUGGACUCUACUAUCAACGUCCUCUUCCUCAACAAUUUCAACCAUCAUUAAUGCCUGUAUCUGUUACACUCACUCCAUCAUCUGGAGCUAAUCCGUGGCAACAUCACCAUUAUAUCUCUCCAUCAUCAGUUGCAUCAUUUCCGCAAUCACAGGAUCGAUACAUUUGUCAAACCUGCAACAAGGCAUUCUCUCGACCAUCGAGCUUACGCAUUCACUCCCACUCGCAUACUGGAGAAAAGCCUUUCAAGUGUCCCCACCAGGGAUGCGGCAAGGCUUUCAGUGUUCGGAGCAACAUGAAACGACAUGAACGCGGUUGCCACAGUUUUGAGGGUGGGGCUUGA
This is a messenger RNA of Glarea lozoyensis ATCC 20868, 948 nucleotides long. Its product is annotated as C2H2 and C2HC zinc finger. Gene Ontology annotation, cellular component: transcription regulator complex; PcG protein complex. Gene Ontology annotation, molecular function: RNA polymerase II cis-regulatory region sequence-specific DNA binding; DNA-binding transcription factor activity, RNA polymerase II-specific. Lineage: Eukaryota; Fungi; Ascomycota; Leotiomycetes; Helotiales; Helotiaceae. Bases 1 to 948 code for a protein of 315 amino acids. The record is from RefSeq and is a predicted model, not a curated record. Gene Ontology annotation, biological process: regulation of transcription by RNA polymerase II. The transcript is spliced from 3 exons.